AUGCAAUUAACACGCUCCCUUGCACUAAGGGAGACCACCGUCGCCCUUCUCUCCCUGUCAAACGCAACUCUAAACGUAACUGCCGGUGCCCUGACAGCCGCCAGGGUCCAUGCAAAACCACGAGAGAGUUAUGCAGCGCCUUCGUGCUCGGAAUUCCCGGAGUGCAUCGUGCUCUGGCUACUUAUCGUUGCGGGUUCCCCGCGGUCCUAUCCCCAUGCGUUAGAACUUGGCUAUCUGGACAUGCUAUGCAUACAAAAGUUGUGGCGGGUCGAAAGCGGACAGGAUGAUGCGUUUCCGGGACGGAAUAGUCUUGGCCUAUUACUGCGGAGCGGCCUGGUCAAGGCUUUGUGAAGACGAUCGUGGUGAUCAGACGUCAGACACUCUCCCAUCUUUUCCUCAUUACGCCUAUUCAGCACCCUGACAGCCGCGUGGGGACGUUCUGGUGGCGG
Amorphotheca resinae ATCC 22711 is the source of this 449-nucleotide messenger RNA. RefSeq lists its product as hypothetical. The coding region runs from base 1 to 351 and encodes 116 amino acids. The record is from RefSeq and is a predicted model, not a curated record. Lineage: Eukaryota; Fungi; Ascomycota; Leotiomycetes; Helotiales; Amorphothecaceae. The transcript has 3 exons.